Messenger RNA from Phyllopteryx taeniolatus (common seadragon), 10005 nucleotides. RefSeq names its product phospholipase C, epsilon 1 (gene plce1). The coding region runs from base 547 to 7611 and encodes 2354 amino acids. Gene Ontology annotation, biological process: small GTPase-mediated signal transduction; lipid metabolic process; phosphatidylinositol-mediated signaling. Gene Ontology annotation, molecular function: guanyl-nucleotide exchange factor activity; phosphatidylinositol-4,5-bisphosphate phospholipase C activity. The transcript is spliced from 45 exons. NCBI's taxonomy places the organism in Eukaryota, Metazoa, Chordata, Actinopteri, Syngnathiformes, Syngnathidae. The record is from RefSeq and is a predicted model, not a curated record.
CAAGCAAGUGCUUAGCAUGGUUGAAGUCAAGUUGUUCACUCAACUGUCGGCCGCCAUCGAGACGAGGACGAGAAGCUCCUCUUUCAUUUUUCAUUCACUCGGUGGACACUUUGAACAACUCGUGUGGAUUCGAGCCGGGUAGAUCUUCACCAGCUGGACCUGCAAUGAAUAACUGCUCCAGAGCUACAUGUCGGGACCGAGCGCACGCUUGGCCUUGUAAGCUGCGACUGUGAACUGUACUGUCAAGGAAAUUCCUCAGGCCUCCCGGGUCACCUCCGCUUUUCGCUAUCAGGCGGCUUGUGCAGCUGCACAAGCUUCUGUUUCCACAACAACGCACACUUGGAGCAGUCUUAGUUAGCCAUUCAGGAGGACAUCGGACACUUCAUUGGGUUAUUAUUGGACCAGGAAUGAAUUAUCCCCACUAUGGCGCACUGUCAAAUGUAAAGGAAGAAGGACGACUUUUGUGUGUUAUGACCUGGUUUGGAUUCAUCUGAUUAUCUGUGACUAAAACAGGAGGCAAAGAGGUGCGACCCGUCCGCAGACACAAUGGCCACCGAAGAGAAUCAGAUCGUCUCGGACAAGCACGCUACACCUCCAUCCUCCGCGGUCAGGCCCAGCAGAGAAACUAGAUGCUCAAACGACAGCCAGGAAGUCCGCCAGCACCCGGACCACUUGUGGCUGCCAAAGCGGCGGAGUAACCCGGCUCGCCUUUAUUACAAGACGUUGUCGUGUGACAGUGAGAAUGAGACCAAUUUGGACACAGAAUAUCGCUCUUUUGAGUACAGCCCAGAGAUGAAGCUUUAUCCAGAGCGACUGCUUGGCAAAAAAAUCGAAGGAAUAACCUCAAAGCCUGCGAGAGGUUCUGAAGGAUCUUUCAGCCAGCUGGACUUAAUAAGCGAGGGUGUGAAUGAAGGCAGAAGUGGCGGCACCCGUUGCUUCACCCGCCUCGACUCUUGCCACAGUUCCCCGUCCUGCCCAAGCUCGAGCCUCUGCGCAAGCCCCGCUCACAGUCCGUCGCUCAGUCGCGUCUACUGGCGGAACCGCCGGCAUCUCCGGCGCUCCAGCCUACCCGUGUCGACGCUGGAUUUCCCCAAGACAUCACCAUGCUGCUCCUCCUGGCGCAGUCCCUCCAGUGUACCCAACUCGCUGGUGUCCUCCCCCUACAGCUCCCCCGUGCCCACCCACCGGCAGCAUCGGCGCAAUGGACACGUCCACCAUCACCAUCUCAAAGACGGCUUCUCCAGCUUAGAGCGGCUCGACAGAAACACUUGUUCCGUGGAGAAAUUCUUCGAAUCCAUGACGCCGGCCCUGAUGCGUGACGAGAGGUUGUCCUCAGAAGGGAGAAGGGGCAGCUGCAGUGGGGGCAGCAGCGCCAAUGAGGGGGCCGAAGACGACCUCUUGGAUAACUCAGAAUUUGUCAGGAACCGUAAAGAGCGUUCCACGGUCCUGGUGAGACGGUUCUUUAAGAAUAAUCAAAAGGUGACCAAGUCGGUGUGCACUGGAACCAGAGCGAUCGUCCGGACGCUGCCCUCGGGACGCAUCUCGGAGGAGGCCCGGGAGGAGGUGGUCUGCUGUCUGACAUGGCAACCUAGCAAGAAAGAUAUCCUGCCGAUCCUGACGCGCCGUGUGGGAGAAGAACUCCAAGUCUGCAAGGGGGUGCUGCGCUUUGUCUGGGCCAAGAUGCACAAGGUAGCACACAAUGUUCAGGCUGAGGCCGUACCUAACCUGACUCACCCCGCCAAGAAGCUGCUGCUGCCUCGGCCUGGAUGCAUCAGCGUCCGACUUUCUUCCUGGCCGCUGCCCCCUGUCAGCGGUCGUCCACCUGGACCGGCUCGCAUCACCCUUCCUCAUCCCACCCGGGGAUCUUCUUACCCACCCAGGUUUUAUCUCGCGUGUGGUCGGAGGACAUCUGUUUGCUCCCUGUUGACCGGAGCGCUCCUGGAAGCCACGGCCGCUCUCGGGGCUCGUUCUGCCUUGCCCUGCCCGUUCAGCCAGUCCCUCAACAUCAGCCACGGCGUCCUGAAAGAGCGUCAGCUGGCCAACAGCAUGACCAGCGGCGGCGCCCUUCCCGCCAGCGUGAGCGGCAUCAGCAAGGAGCUGGCCGAGCUGCGACACCUCAUGCAGUUCCCCGAGGAGAUCGCCUGCAUCCUCACCGAGCAGGAGCAGCAGCUCUACCAGCGGGUGUUUCCCUUGGACUACCUGUGCUUUCUGAUGCGAGACCUAAGCAGUCCGGAGAGUCAAACCAGACGGCACCCCAACCUCAAGGCCUCGCUGUCGGCCCCCGACACGCCCACCCAGACGGCGCAGCGCAGUAAUGCUGUGGAGGACCUAGUGGCGCGGUUCAAUGAGGUGAGUUCAUGGGUCACAUGGCUGGUGCUGACUGCCAGCUCUAUGGAGGAGAAGAGAGACGUUUUCUCCUAUUUGGUCCACGUGGCGAAGUGCUGUUGGAACAUGGGCAACUACAACGGCGUCAUGGAGUUCCUGGCAGGACUCAGGUCCCGCAAGGUGCUGAAGAUGUGGCAGUUCAUGGACCAGUCCGACAUCGAGACCAUGAGAAGCCUGAAGGACGCUAUGGCGCAGCACGAGUCCUCCUCAGAGUACAAGAAGGUUGUCACCAGAGCACUCAAUAUCCCAGGAUGCAAAGUGGUGCCUUUCUGCGGCGUGUUCCUGAAGGAGCUUAGUGACGCGUUAGACGGCACAGCAAGCAUCAUCAGUCUUAAAACGCCCGUGGAUAACGCCGACGACUCACUGGAGUUUCUCUCCGACUACAGCGGCCAACACAACUUCCUGUCCCGCGCCGGCACAGACGGUCUUCACGUCCCGGAGAAAGAAGCCACCGUCAGCAACAUCCUGCAGAUUAUUAGAUCAUGCAAUCGCAGUUUGGAGGCAGAAGAUCCCGACGAGGCCUCCACCAGUCUGUCUUCUUCUGGCCCAGCUCCGGCAUCCAGAAACAACUCCCUCAGGGACCGCAGCCGCUAUCAGUUAAUGGUGGGGUACCUGUCCGAUUCUGAAGGCGAUCUGUCGUCUGAGCCCGCGGCGAACGAGAUGGAGUUCCGGGGCACCGAAGAGACGCACAAAGCUUUUUGCCACGGCACUGAGCUCAUUCCCUGGUACGUGUUGUCCCUGCAACCAGAUGUUCACCAGUUCCUGCUGCAGGGAGCCACCGUCAUCCACUACGACCCGGACAGCCACCUGACGGCCCGCUGCCUGCUCAGACUUCAGCCUGACAACACCACGCUCACUUGGGGUAAGCCUGAGAGUGGAGGGAUCUCCCCCACGGAGCAACCACAGGGAUUGGGCCAGACUGCGGUUGCGGGACUGGCAGAAGGUCUGCUGGACAUCAGAGUGCUGAAGGCUGUGUUCCUGGGUCACCAGGGAGUGGACGUCCACACGGUUUGUUUGCAGAACAAACUGAGCCAGCUGACAGUCGAGGAGAACGGCCUCAGCCUCCUCUACGGCCUCAGUACCACCGACAACAGACUGCUGCACUUGGUGGCCCCCGACUACACUGCGCAAAUGCUCUACAAGGGUCUGUCAGAGUUGGUGAACGCAACCAGGAAGCUGAAGAAGUUUCCGGACCAGCGUUUGCAGUGGCUCAGGAGGCAGUACGUCAGUCUGUAUCAGGAGGAGGGUCGAUAUGAAGGCCCGACGCUGGCCCAGGCCAUUGAGCUGUUUGGUGGGCGCAGGUGGAACAUGGGCGCGAGCGGAGGGGAUAAAUCGGGGGCCCCCAAGAGCAGCCCUCUGGGGAUCAAUGAAAAGACCAAGAAGAAGAAGAAGGCCCUUGUUAGGGGAGACAGUGGGGAUGCCACUGAUGACGAGAUGGUUUCCAGGAAAACACGAAGCUGUAAAGAGGGAUUUUAUCGGAACGGACCAGAGUCGGACAGCAUAGACCAAGAAGAUCCAGAUGACGGCUUUCCCGGCCCGUUCUCCCUCCCCUCCAAAGGAAGUCCUGGAUUGCUCGCCUCUUCCUCCUCCUCUUCCUCUUCCUCCAGUAUGGCCAGCUCCAACCAAUCCCGCCCACAAUCCUCUCCAAUCCUUUCAGGCACUACCAAGGCUCAGUCAGGGGCGUGGAGCAGCAGGUCAUGGCACGGUCGCGGCAAAGGCUGUUUCAAAGGCUUCCAGAACCUCAUAAUCUCUGACAGCACCAUGAGCUUCGUUGAGUUUGUGGAACUCUUCAAGUCGUUCAGUAUCCGGAGCAGGAAGGACCUGAAGGAGCUUUUCGACACAUUCGCCGUCCCUUGCAGUCGUUCCGCUCCAGAGUCGGCUCCUCUCUACACCAGCCUGAAGAUUGAUGACAGGGACGCGGGGCUCCAACCAGACCUUGACCUUCUGACUCGAAACGGAUCAGACCUCGACCUGUUCAUCCGGACCAGGCGGCAGAUGUCGGACAACCAUAAGCAGAUCUCGGACGCCAUCGCCGCCGCCAGCAUCGUGACCAACGGGACGGGCGUGGAGAACUCGUCGCUGGGCGUUUUGGGCUUGGCCAUCCCUCAGUUAAACGACUUCCUGGUCAACUGUCAGAGGGAGCACCUGAGCUACGACGACAUUCUCAGCAUUAUACAGACAUUUGAGCCUUCAUCAAACAUGAGGCUAAUGGGCUGGAUGUCAUUCGAAGGCUUCGCGAGGUACCUCAUGGACAAGGAGAACUUCGCCUGCCGUAACGACGAAUCCCAGAUGAAUCCCGCGGAGCUCCAGUACCCUCUGUCCUACUACUACAUCGAAUCGUCUCACAACACUUACCUGACGGGACACCAGCUCAAAGGAGAGUCCUCUGUCGAGCUUUACAGUCAGGUGCUGCUGCAAGGCUGCAGGAGCGUGGAACUGGACUGUUGGGACGGAGAUGAUGGCAUGCCAGUCAUCUAUCACGGGCACACACUCACCACCAAAAUACCUUUCAAGGAUGUGGUGGAAGCAAUUAACCGCUCCGCAUUUGUCAACUCGGACAUGCCGGUCAUAAUGUCCAUUGAGAACCACUGCUCCCUUCCGCAGCAACGCAAGAUGGCUGACAUCUUUAAGACGGUGUUCGGGGACCGUCUAGUGACGCGCUUCCUCUUCGAGGGCGACUUCGGUGACGACCCUCACCUGCCGUCGCCGCUCCAGCUUCGCGGGAAGAUCCUGCUGAAAAACAAGAAGCUCAAAGCCCACCAGGCACCAGUGGACAUACUGAAGCAGAAGGCUCACCAGCUGGCCCACUUGCAGGCCCAAGCCAGCAACGGCUCACCAGGGGGCACCCCGCCUGGAACUGGAAGCCACGCCAACGAGGAAGAGGACGAGGACGAAGAUGAGUACGACUACGACUACGAGUCUUUAUCAGAUGCCGAUGUCCUCAAUGCCUCUACCGCCUCCUAUGGGCUGGAAGAUAACCUCCUGGAGGAAAAAGCAGAAGGGAAAAGCUCGGCGGACAAAGAGGAGCAGCCUGCGGAUGAAGCACCCAAGCGCGUGAAGAAGCCUGACAGCAACAGUCAGAGUAAAGGAAAGGUGUUCGACAUGGAGCUGGGUGAGGAGUUCUACCUCCCUCAGAACAAGAAGGAGAGUCGGCAGAUCGCACAGGAGCUGUCUGACCUUGUCAUCUACUGCCAGGCCGUCAAAUUCCCAGGCUUGUCCACGCUGUCUCCGUCCGGCUCGGGCAGGGGGAAGGACCGCGGCAAGUCCAGGAAGUCCAUAUUCGGCACGGCUCCGGCUCGCUCCGCCGCAACGGGGGAGGUCUCCACGCAGAGCCGUACUCCUGGGAAAAGCGGCGCCGAGCGUCUGAGCUGGGAGGAGCAGCAGCAGCCGACGUCGCCGGCGCUCAACCCUCCGACGUCGCUCAGCGCCAUCAUCCGCACGCCCAAGUGCUACCACAUCUCCUCGGUCAACGAGAACGCCGCCAAGCGCCUGUGCCGGCGCUACUCGCAGAAGCUCAUGCAGCACACGGCGUGCCAGCUUCUCCGCACCUACCCGGCCGCCACGCGCAUCGACUCUGCCAACCCCAACCCGCUCCUCUUCUGGCUGCACGGCAUCCAGCUGGUGGCGCUCAACUACCAGACCGACGACCUGCCCAUGCACUUGAACACAGCGCUGUUCGAGGCCAACGGCGGCUGCGGCUACGUCCUGAAGCCGGCCGUGCUUUGGGACCGAAGCUGUCCCCUCUACCAGCAGUUCUGUCCCACGGAGCGAGACGUGGAGCGAAGCGGCCCGGCCGUCUAUUCCCUCACUAUCGUGUCCGGUCAGAACGUGUGUCCGGCCAACGGCUCGGGCAGCCCCUGCGUCGAGGUGGACGUCCUGGGCACGCCGGGCGACAGCUGCCACUUCCGCAGCAAGCCCAUCCACCGCAACACGCUCAACCCCAUGUGGAGCGAGCGCUUCCAGUUUAGCGUGCACUUCGAGGAGCUCUGCUUCCUGCGCUUCGCCGUGGUGGAGAACAACAGCUCGCAGACCACCGCUCAGAGGACGCUGCCCCUGAGGGCUCUCAAACCAGGUUAUAGACACGUGCAGUUGAGAACGCAGCACAACGAGCCGAUGGAAGUGUCCAGCUUGUUCAUCUACAGCAAAAGAGUUGAAGAAACGGGCGCCACGUGUUCCUCGUCCCAACUCUUCAGCCCGGAGGAGAAGCACGCGUCCCAACAGCGUAGAGUGACGCUACACGGAGCACCUGGACCAGAACCUUUCACCGUGUUCUCCAUCACAGAGCACACAACGAGCAAACAACUGUUAGACACGCUUGUCACCGCCGAGGGAAGCGCGGCCGACUACUUCCUGUGCGAGGAGAAGCUUCCCCUGUCUAAGGAGCGCAGCGAGACCAAGCGCUGCGCUCAGCGUCGGCCCCUCGCGCCUGACGAGGCGCUGGUCCGAGUGGUCUCCGGUUGGGACGCCGAGGACGGCUACGUGGGGAGGAUCUGUCUCCAGACCAGAGAAGAGAAUCUAAACGAGAAGAAUGCGGUGGCGGAGGGUGAGGAGGAUGUGAUCGCCGUGGGAGGAGGAGGAGGAGGAGGAAGAGGAGAAGGCGGCUUCGAGGAGGACGUGUUUUUUGUUCAGGUGCACGAGGUGUCUCCCGAGCAGCCUCACACCGUCAUCAAGGCUCCGCGCUACAGUUCCGCACAGGACAUCAUACAGCAGACUCUGUCCAAGGCCAAAUACUCAUACAGCAUCCUGUCCAACCCCAACCCCAGCGACUACGUCCUCAUGGAGGAGGUGACCAAGGACGCCGGCUCCAAGAAGUCGUCCGCCGCCAAGCCCGUCCAGCGCGUGCUUCUGGAUCAGGAGUGCGUCUAUCACGCGCAAAGUCGCUGGAGGGGGGCGGGGAAGUUCAUCCUCAAGCUCAAAGAGCAGGUGGUGCGCGAGGACAAGAAGAAGGUGAUGUCGUUCGCCAGCGAGCUGAAGAAGUUGACAAGCCGCAGUCGCGGCAUGACGACGGGCGUGGCGGCGGACGGCGCCGCCCACAGGUACACGUGUGCGGGCAGCGGGGUGAGGGCGUGGAUGACAGAGAGCAGGGUCGGGGCAGGACGUCUCCUCCGGGCCUCGUCUCCCUCGCCCACCGGAGGUCAGCAAAGACCCGACGGCUUCCCCGCCUCCUCUCUCAGCCCAGCGGCGUGGAAGCGUCGCAUCCUCCAAAACUGGAAGAUCCACAAAUGAAACCCGGAGCGCGAGAGAGAUCGUUUGCCUCCCCUCCCCCUCGUCGUCGUGAAGGUUUUAGGUGACAGCCUCGUGGCCGUUUUUCUUGCUUGCUUGAAGGAGCGUACGCAGAGCUGACCCGGAUGAGCGGCGGCUCCGUGUCCAGCCAGGACGUUCCGUGUUCGGAGUCAGAGACGAUUUAUGGCGACGGAGGCCGCGCUAGCGAGACGGAAGAAGGAGGAGAAAAGUUCGGAGACAAGAAAGACGAGCUGGCUUGUUUACUUCCUGUUUUACUGUGUCACUGUACUGUACCGUGAGAGCACAUUUUGGGCAGCAAAGGGACAAACGUGUCAAAAAAUGCACAUUUAAAGGCAAAGCAGUACACUAAAUAUUGACAUCCGCUUUUAAGGUCCUUUUAGAUGAAUUGUAUUUUGCAGUUACUGGCAAGCUCCAAAAUGUAGCACUCGUUUUUUAUUUUUGUUUUUAAAUUUCGUGGCUGUGUGAUCUGCAGCUCAUUUCUUGCGGACUUUGGUUCUGUUACUUCACCUUUAGAAAGAAAACAAAGUAAUACUAACAAUAAUAACUGGCGCCUGGAGAUACAAGGUUAAUUCGUCCCAUGACAACGCUCAUUUAAAUGAAUGAAAAUAACAAUAAUCCAUCCGUUCCAUCCACCUGCAAAAACCAACAAAAUGUUUCAAUGUUUUCUUAAUAAGAAAUAUAGCACUCUUAUGAUGUUGUAUGUUAUAAAAACAUACAGUAAUGACGUAAUUAGAAUGUAAAGGUGUUAAACUGUUUUUGUCACAUUUUUUUGACAUUGUGCUGCUCCUUCUGGUGUGCGCGCCUUGUCCACCCGGAGGCAGUAUAACAGACAUGCGGCUAUACUGUACAUGGAGACGCUCUGAGCUCCUCAGUACAGCAGUAAGGUUAGUCGUUCUUCGGUGGGGGAAAAAAAUCUGCCGAGUGAAGGCUUGUAUCUCGAAAAAGUCUUAAGUCGGGUCACUUGUAUCUCAAGGCGCCACUGUACGUAUUUUUAAACAAAUAGCAAGAAUAAUAAGAAAAUAGAAAUGAGUCAGAGGUCAAUUUUAGGGCUAAAUCUUAAGAGAAAUGCAGCGUAGAGGUCAUCAAACAGUAUUUUGCACAUUUUAUUUUUCUGUACAUUUUUUUUGUAUUUUUUUGCGUUGCUUUCGAGAGGCUUGAAUUUGAUUGGACGGUUUGAAAAAAACAAAAACAAAUCAUCCUAUUUAUUUCUUUAGAUUUCAGCCCAGUUGAAAACUUUUAUUCCAGAGCCCAAACCUGAAAUGUUUUAUUUGGUUUGACUUUAUAAGGUUUCUCUUUUUGAGUUUGAAUUCAUUUGAUGAAUCCGUACUGAUUACGACUACAGUAUGUUCGUAAUUGUCUUAGACAUAUUUGGGGCCAGUUUACCCUGUGUUUGAUAUGUAGCAUUUUCACAAUUUACAUUUUUCGUUCAUAAAUGUUCUUGUUUGCUUAACAAAAUAAAAGAAAAAUACACUACAAUAUAUUAACACUAAAUAACAUCAUGGAAGACUGUUGCAAUGUUAUUACAGGUCUGUUUUUUUAGGGUGGAAGUUUGGUAUUAAUUCGUAUUUCAACAUCAAAACGCAACGCAUUUUUAUGCGUUGAAAGUACGAUUAUUAUUUCUUAUUUAUCAAGGUUAAAAAUAGACAAAAGAAUUGAGAACCCUUUAGUUCACAUGAAAUAUGAAAUACUUAUUCUGUUGUCGCACGGGCCGGGGCCUAAAAGUGGAUCAUUAAAUUUAAGUAGGGCCCACAUAAUAAUUUUGGCUUUUUUUUUUUUUUUUUUAAUACUUGUAUUUGGACUAAUACUAUUAACUAAAGCAGGAAGGGAUUCUGUCCUAUGGUCGCUUCAAUUUUAUGUUAUUUGUCAACUAUUAUUUCCCCCCUGAAUGUAUUGUUAUCGUUUCUUAAAGUUUGACAUAUGUUAUUUAUUUGACAUUUAAAGCCCUGGUUGGCAUUUAACUGUUAUAUUUUAUUUCAUAGAUGUUUGUGUCGUUUUUAUUUAUUUGAAUGCAUUGAAAAAGGAGAUUGUCUUUAUUGAUGGUGUAAAUAGUAGGCAACUAUCAAUUCUAUUCUAAACUAUUCAUAUUUCAGUUCUGGAGUUUCAACCAAUUCCUUUUUUUUUUUUUCUAAAUAGGUUGGCUAAAUGGACAAAAUUAACACUAUUUUUCAUAUUUUAGUAGUGUAUUCACUAUAUAUAUGUCCACUGACACUCUUGUCAACUGUUGACUUAGUACACGCUCAUUUCCGUAACGACGUACGUUAACAUUCGCCAUGAUGAUGACGUCGAAGGUUGUCUGUUACUUGAAUUUCUUCAUUGGAGGGAUAUUUGUUGAUUUGUUGCAUAGUGGAAUAAUAAAAAUACAACAUGCUAACUACA